AUGGUUUUUUUCAAGAAACCUUUUACUUUCGAAAAUAUUCCAGAUUUAUCUGGCAAGGUCGCAUUAAUAACUGGCGCUAAUACCGGAAUCGGAUUAAUAACUGCCCGUGAAAUUGCCCGAAAAGGAGCACAUGUUUUUGUAUGUAGCCGCAGCAAAGAUAAAGGCGAAGCCGCCGUAUCCUUGAUUAAAGAACAGACGGGUAAUCAGAAUGUAGAGUUUUUGCAAUUGGAUUUACAGAAUUUGAAACAGGUUAAAAAGGCUGCAGAGACUUUUUUGGAGAAAGGGUUGCCGAUACACAUUUUAAUAAACAAUGCGGGCAUUAUGGCAACACCUUACGCCUUGUCUGCUGAUGGUAUUGAAGGCCAAUUUGCGACGAAUCAUGUUGGCCAUUUUCUCUUCACGACAAUGCUUUUACCGAGAAUUGAAGAGUCUGCACCUGCAAGAAUUGUCACUGUCAGCAGUUUCGGACACAACAUUUCUCCAAGUGUCGGCAUCGACUUCGAAAAUAUCAACACAGAAAAGCACGGUAUAUGGCAACGCUACGGGCAAUCGAAACUCGCAAACAUUCUCUUCACCUUGGAACUAGACCGGCGACUCAAAGACAAAGCUGUCUACUGCAACACUCUUCACCCGGGUUAUAUCAAAACAGAGUUGUACGGGAGUGUUACCGAGGGAUGGGCAAGUUUGACGGCGCCAAUUAUCUCCAUAUCAAAUGCUCUCUUUGCGAAAAGUCCCGAAGAUGGGUCAUUGAAUCAAUUAUACGCAGCAACAAGCCCCGAGAUUGAAGAGAAAAAUAUUCGAGGAAAGUAUUUUACGCCGUAUGCGAAAAUCUCGGAGCCGAAUAAAUUGGCGAAAAAUGAAGAAUUGGCAAAAAAGUUGUGGACUUUUACUGAAGAAUUGGUUGCGGAAAAGUUAGCGGCUCCUAAUUAG
Molecule: messenger RNA, 930 nt
Organism: Ambispora leptoticha
Lineage: Eukaryota; Fungi; Glomeromycota; Glomeromycetes; Archaeosporales; Ambisporaceae
Source: the annotation of a GenBank genome assembly